Molecule: messenger RNA, 680 nt
Organism: Xylona heveae TC161
Lineage: Eukaryota; Fungi; Ascomycota; Xylonomycetes; Xylonales; Xylonaceae
Exons: 1
Coding region: 85-468 (127 amino acids)
Source: RefSeq, a predicted model, not a curated record
ACAAUUUGGUGAUUUGCAUGUGAUUCGAGCCUGUGAUUUUUGAUCUACUGGCGCCAGAAGAAACAAAUUCGAGAAGGAGAAUCGAUGAAGAGGAUGCAACAUGAUUUCUGUGAGAGUUUCUUGGCGGUUAAGCGCAAGGUUCAGGGUUACCGGGACGGCGGCAGUGGCGUUUUGUUGUGGGCCCUAUUUGCUUGUAUAGGUAUUUGUGGCUCAAGACGUGGGAUACCAGGCCUAGAAACAGUGGCUGUAUCUCCGAUUGUAGCCGCUUGCUCCCUUGGUCCGAAGAAGAAUAAUAGCUAUGUUCGAAGGGAGAUGAGUCAAAGAGAGGGAAACAAGAAUACUGACAUCAGUGUCUGUUUCAUUCUAGACGGGACGAGUCGAACAAUAUAUUGCUUUCAUUCUAGUAUUCUCCCAGGUAGCUACGUUGUUUGGUGUCUGAAAUGCAACUUGUUAUACGGCCAAGAAUAAAAUAUAAUUUUAUAAAAUUCGAAGGCAGUCUCUUAGACCAACGAGAAGACACAAGAUAAUAUAAACUAUUAUAUAACUACCUACAGCCGUUGUAUUGAAACAGUGUCGUUGGAAUGCAGAAUGUGAGGAACAUGCAUUUCUACAAGAGUAUGAGCAUGACCCCUAGGCCUGAGUUCUUCAUUCCUCUGCCAUGACAUUUUUGAUACAAAUAG